CAGAAAAUCAAAGUGUACAAUGUACACUUUGCUAAAACAAUUUACAUUGUGACUUCUGAAACUGAAAGUGAAUCUGAGCCAUGACAGCUGUGUAUAGUAUUACAUUCAAAAUUAUGUUUAAGUCAUGGUAAAUGGUGACCUCUUUCGGUCAAUUCUACGAUUUCUGCCUAUAGUUUUCAUUCGUUUUCGUGUUCGAUUCGAUAUGUGUUUUCUUUACAUAAAGAGUAACUUUAGUUCUAGUUCUUGUUCAAGUCUUUUUAUUAUAUUCGUAUCUUAUUUACACCCAGGACGAGCUUUACGACGUCCGUAUACGGUGAAAUACGGGCCGUAUACGGCCCAUAUUCUGCCGUAUACGAUGGUAAAUCGCCGUAUUUGGCCGUAUUACAUGGCUCCGUAUUNCGUAAAGCGCCGUAUUUCGCCGUAUACGGCACGGAGAUUUACGAUCGUAAUACGGAGCCAUGUAAUACGGCCAAAUACGGCGAUUUACCGUCGUAUACGACCGUGUAUGUUCGACCUGGGCAGGUAUUUUUUAAUUCUGUUUUAGAUUUAUCAUUAAUGAAUAAAAAUCAGCUAAAAUUAAACGACAUUUGGAAAAAGCAGGGAGCUAAUGAGAAUAAAUUAUCAUCGUCAAUUUCUGUAUCAUCAUCACAUGUUGAAUUAAAUAAUGCUGCUGGUGAAAUUAGUAUUGUUAAUAAAAAGUUAUGUGAUUCAUCUUUUAGUGAUGAAAUUAAUGUUAUUAAUCAAAAUUUAUCUAUAAAUGAUUCUGGUAAUGAAAUUGAAGAAAUAUGUUCAAUCCCAUCUAUAUCAUCACGUAUUCAAGCUGAAGAUUUUGCUGAUGAAAUAAGUAUUGUUGAUCAAAAUCCAUGUGUUACACGUCUUCUUAAUGUUGUUAGUGGAAGUUCAUUGAAUUUAUGUAUGUGUAUGUCUGCAAGUGAAAUUGAAGUGUCGUAUUCAAUUCCAUCUAUAUCAACACGUGUUCAAGCAGAAGAUUUUGUUGGUAAAAUAAAUGUUGUUGAUCAAAAUGUAUCUAUUAAAGGUGAUGUCAAUAUUUUUCAUCAAAAUGUUUUCUAA
Rotaria socialis is the source of this 1071-nucleotide messenger RNA. The record is from the annotation of a GenBank genome assembly. Lineage: Eukaryota; Metazoa; Rotifera; Eurotatoria; Philodinida; Philodinidae.